AUGCUGUGGCUGCUGUUCGUGACCCUCCCCUGCUUGGGGGGCUCUGUGCCUGUGACCCCUGGGCCUGGCCUGGGGCCCGAGCUGGUGGGCACCGACAGGGACCAUGACAUCCCUGCCGGGAAGUGGCCAUGGCAGGUCAGCCUGAGGGUCUUCAACGAAGAGUGUGACCGGUGGCAGCACGAAUGUGGCGGCUCCCUCGUCCACCCCCAGUGGGUGCUGACCGCGGCCCACUGCGUUGGACUGGAGCCACAGAAAUACAGGGUCCAAAUGGGGCAGCUGAGACUCUAUGACCACGACCAGCUGCACAACGUGGCCGAGAUCAUCCGCCACCCCAAGUUCAACGUGAGCCUGUCUGCCUGGGGGGGCGCGGACAUCGCCCUGCUGAGACUGGAGGCGCCCGUGACGCUUUCCCAGCACGUGAACCCCGUCAGCCUUGCUCCUGACUCACUGGUGCUCAGCCCCGGAACAAAGUGCUGGGUGACUGGCUGGGGCACCUUUGGGGCCCACGCCCUGCCAUCCCAAGCCCACCGCCUGCAGGACGCGGAGGUCCCCAUCAUGGAGAACCAGGUCUGCGAGAAGAUCUACCGCCAGGGGUCACCUGCUGGAGGCCACGGCCGUGUCAUCAAGAAGGACAUGCUGUGUGCAGGGAGGAGGGGAAGGGGCUCCCGCCAGGGUGAUGCGGGGGGCCCCCUGGUCUGUUCCUGGCUGGACAUGUGGAUCCAAGUGGGAGUGCUGAGCUGGGGCAUGGCCUCUGGGCGCAUCAACUAUCCUGCUGUCUACACCCGCGUGAUGACCUACUCAUCCUGGAUCUACCAGCACGUCCCCCUGGGGCCUUGAUGGGCCUGUGUGGCCGAGGAGCCAGCCACCCCUGCCACCUCCCCCGUUCGGCACCACCGUCUCCCAGGUGCCCUGUCCCCGCGGUGCCCUGUCCUUCUCUGACUUUGGGGCGCAAGAGGCAGAGG
Messenger RNA from Prionailurus viverrinus (fishing cat), 962 nucleotides. RefSeq names its product mastin-like. Gene Ontology annotation, biological process: proteolysis. The coding region runs from base 1 to 837 and encodes 278 amino acids. Lineage: Eukaryota; Metazoa; Chordata; Mammalia; Carnivora; Felidae. The transcript is spliced from 5 exons. Gene Ontology annotation, molecular function: serine-type endopeptidase activity. The record is from RefSeq and is a predicted model, not a curated record.